Molecule: messenger RNA, 240 nt
Organism: Marasmius oreades (fairy-ring Marasmius)
Lineage: Eukaryota; Fungi; Basidiomycota; Agaricomycetes; Agaricales; Marasmiaceae
Exons: 1
Coding region: 1-240 (79 amino acids)
Source: RefSeq, a predicted model, not a curated record
AUGGCCAAUCUCGUUCCACCUAAUUUCGAAGACAAGAUCGAGUAUCUUCGAGGAGAGCUGGAAGCAAGCAGAUGUCCCAUCUGCGGUCCCAAAGAGGACAUUCAGAAAAUGCUCUGCUGCUGGGGCGUGGCGAGCUCCUCGGAAAAGAUGGCACAAUCGAGCUUUCUCUACGUCAGCCUCCUGGCCCACCCAUUCCCACCAACUCGGGAGUACCUGGCUCAACUGUUCCUACAGACUUGA